Lodderomyces oxycetoniae is the source of this 855-nucleotide messenger RNA. RefSeq names its product translation initiation factor eIF1 (gene SUI1). Gene Ontology annotation, biological process: translational initiation. The transcript is spliced from 3 exons. Gene Ontology annotation, molecular function: RNA binding; translation initiation factor activity; ribosomal small subunit binding. Gene Ontology annotation, cellular component: eukaryotic 43S preinitiation complex. The record is from RefSeq and is a predicted model, not a curated record. The coding region runs from base 1 to 855 and encodes 284 amino acids. NCBI's taxonomy places the organism in Eukaryota, Fungi, Ascomycota, Pichiomycetes, Serinales, Debaryomycetaceae.
AUGCGAGCGAAGCGAGCUAGUGGAGCAGCUAGUGGAGCAGCUAGUGGAGCAGCUAGUGGAGCAGCUAGUGGAGCAGCUACUGGAGCAGCUAGUGGAGCAGCAGUUGCAAGUAAUUGGAGCAGCACUAUAUCAAUAGGAGCAGCAGUUGCAAGUAAUUGGAGCAGCACUAUAUCGAAAUUGCCCCUCACUGAGUUUUGGCUUGCAAAAGGCAAUCAAUUCGAGUUCAUCCUUGUUAGAGAGACCAUCUUACUCAUUGCAUCGCACUUGUGGGCACCUCAUCGCACCUCAUCGCAUGCAUUUGGUAGCACUAUAUUUAGUCGUGCCGCCCUACGACACUAUCGAGUAGAGACUACACCACUGACUACACCACUGACUACGACACUGACUACACCGACACUGACUACACCGCUGACUACAACACUGACUACGAUACUGACUACGACACUGACUCGUGUGUUUUCCACCUAUGUACCGAUACAUAAGACAAAUAUACCAUACAAAAACUAUGUCAAAGAGAAAAAUUUUAUGUCAACUAUCCAAAACUUAAACGCAUUUGAUCCAUUCGCCGAUACAGGUGAUUCAGAAGCCCAGCCAACAAAUUAUAUCCAUAUUCGUAUUCAACAACGUAACGGUAGAAAGACUUUAACCACAGUUCAAGGUGUACCUAAUGAAUAUGAUUUAAAGAAAAUUUUAAAAGUUUUGAAAAAAGAUUUUGCUUGUAAUGGUAAUAUUGUCAAGGACGAUGAUUUAGGUGAAGUUAUUCAAUUACAAGGUGACCAAAGAACCAAGGUUUCUGAGUUUUUGACUACUCAACUACAACUUCCAAAGAAAAACAUCAAAAUCCACGGUUUUUAA